AUGGAUUCGAAUUCAACAAUUAGUUUAAUGACUGAUAGUAAAGCUGAAUUAGUGGCAUAUUAUUCUGGAAGAGUCGUAAAUAAAUCAAGUAAAGAUAUAAUUGUAAUUGCAGUACCAAUAAUAGCAGGAACUAUCUUUUUCACAAUUAUAUGUUUAGGUAUUCUAUUUAGAAAGAGGAUUAGUUCAAUUAUUCAAAAAAAUAAAUCAAAUAAAGAAAAAUAUAAUAUAAAUGAUAUUAAAAUUCCUCAAUCACCUUCAACUAUAAUUACAACAAACAGUAAAAAUAAUAACAGUUGUAAUUAUUUAAAUAGUUCCGACAUUUCAAUGGUUUUAAAAAAUAGUAACGAUAAUAAUGAUAACAACAUUGAAAAUGCAUUUGAAAUUAUAGAAAUUCCACAUUUAGAUAUAGAAUUAAUAAAGUUUAAAAAAUAA
This is a messenger RNA of Dictyostelium discoideum AX4, 432 nucleotides long. RefSeq lists its product as hypothetical. Lineage: Eukaryota; Evosea; Eumycetozoa; Dictyosteliales; Dictyosteliaceae. The transcript has a single exon. The record is from RefSeq and is a predicted model, not a curated record. Bases 1 to 432 code for a protein of 143 amino acids.